AUGUGCAAAUGGGCGCCACCUAGUGCCGGUCUGCGGCCUGGCCUCCCUUCGCAGUCGCUGCACCAGGCUUGCUUGCUCCUGGUUCUCGCGGCCAGCGCCACGUUAGCGGGAUUCCCGGCACCGGGGUCAGAGGACGAAGCUCAGAAGGCCCUUCUGCAGGCCCCGGCCGAGACCGCCCACCUCUCCUGGGACCUGGGGCGCCGCGCCCGCAGCUACAACCACUUGGAGGGAGACGUCCGGCUCCGGCGACUAUACUCGGCCAACAAGUUCUUCCUGAGCAUCGACAGCAUGGGCCGGGUGCGUGGCAACCGUCACGGCAACCAAACGGACAGCCUGCUGGAGAUCCGAUCUGUGAGCAUGGGAGUGGUCGUCAUCAGGUCAGUGAGCACCGGCCUGUACCUCGCCAUGUCGAAGAAGGGCGCCCUCUACGGGUCGGCAAAGUACACGGCCGACUGCCAGUUCCGGGAGCGCAUCGAGGAGAACGGCUACAACACGUACGCAGCCCUGCGCUGGAGACGCGGCGACAGACCCAUGUUCGUCUCGCUGGGGGGUCGCGGGAGACCACGGGGCGGACACCGGACGCGACGCAAACACCGCUCUGCCCACUUCCUCCCUAUGCUGCCCACGUAGACGCCGU
Scleropages formosus (Asian bonytongue) is the source of this 637-nucleotide messenger RNA. RefSeq names its product fibroblast growth factor 22-like. The transcript has 3 exons. The record is from RefSeq and is a predicted model, not a curated record. Lineage: Eukaryota; Metazoa; Chordata; Actinopteri; Osteoglossiformes; Osteoglossidae. Bases 1 to 630 code for a protein of 209 amino acids. Gene Ontology annotation, molecular function: growth factor activity.